AUGGAUAGAAUUUUUGAAACCUUUGAUUACAAUAAUCGCAAUAUGACAAGACAAGAUUCCAAUCAGUCCUUGGAUUCACUUUUUGAUUCUGGCGCCAGAAAUCUGGCUGCCACAGUCACCACCACAACCAUAACACCUAUUCUUUCACGAGCUUCAUUUUCUACCAGUCCAAUAGAACGUUCUCUUGAUUUGGAAUUACUUUCUAAACGGUUAACUCAAUUAGCAGUCAUCCUCGUUGGGUUACCCGCAUCUGGUAAAUCCACUAUAGCCCGUCAAUUAUGUCUGUAUUUGAAUGAUAAUCAAGUUACGUCCAACAUUUAUAAUGCCGGAGAUAUACGUCGUGAAAUCAAACAAGAGUUUAAUAAUGCCAACUUUUUUGAUCCAAGCAACACUACAGCUAAACUUGAAAGAGAAAGAUUCGCAACGAUUGCUGCCACAAGAUUAAUUGAAGACUUAAAAUCAACUAAAGUUAAUGUGGGAUUUCUCGAUGCUACCAAUACUACUCGUGAUCGUCGUGAACGAAUGUAUAAUCUUCUCAAAAAUGAAGGGAUUAAUAAUAUUUUAAUACUUGAUGUUCAAUGUCAACUGCAAGCAUUACACAUGUUUAAUAUUCUGGGUAAGGCCCAUAAUAAUGACUAUCAUGAUAAGGAUUAUACUACGGCUAUUGCUGAUUUUAAGCGGAGAACUAGCCAUUAUUUCAAGGUGUAUGAUCCUGUCACAAAAGAUGAAUUAUUAUCGUUAGCUCCAGAGGUUAGAGCUUACGUCAAAUGUGUGAAUGCGGGUGCUGAAUGGGAUUUGCAAUUAUUAUCACCAAAGUUUGGGUUACAAGAGGUUUACAAGUUGAUCAAACAAUUUGUUGAUGGUUACUUUGAAAAGGAAGGGCAACGGUAUUUAGAAGCUGCUUCUGCGUUCUACAAGGUUUAA
Lizanozyma spartinae is the source of this 924-nucleotide messenger RNA. Its product is annotated as 6-phosphofructo-2-kinase. The record is from RefSeq and is a predicted model, not a curated record. The transcript has a single exon. Bases 1 to 924 code for a protein of 307 amino acids. NCBI's taxonomy places the organism in Eukaryota, Fungi, Ascomycota, Pichiomycetes, Serinales, Debaryomycetaceae. Gene Ontology annotation, biological process: fructose metabolic process; fructose 2,6-bisphosphate metabolic process. Gene Ontology annotation, molecular function: 6-phosphofructo-2-kinase activity; ATP binding. Gene Ontology annotation, cellular component: cytosol.